Molecule: messenger RNA, 1378 nt
Organism: Anopheles stephensi (Asian malaria mosquito)
Lineage: Eukaryota; Metazoa; Arthropoda; Insecta; Diptera; Culicidae
Product: glucose-6-phosphatase 3-like
Biological process (GO): gluconeogenesis; glucose 6-phosphate metabolic process
Cellular component (GO): membrane
Molecular function (GO): glucose-6-phosphatase activity
Source: RefSeq, a predicted model, not a curated record
AUGUCUUUUUCGCAGUAUGAGGAUUUUUUGGCAGCCGUCACAAAAGCGUUCGAUCCGAAGGUACUGUUUCUUACCGUCAUUCCGGUCGUAGCCGGUCUCAGUACGAAGUUGUACUCGAAAUUGUUACUCAGUGUGCUACUGACGGAGUAUGCCAACACAAUCGUCAAGUGGAUACUCGCCGAGGAUCGCCCAUUCUGGUGGAUAAACGAAACGAAAGAGUUCUCCUCACUGAACCGUCCAAAAAUUUAUCAAAAUGAGCUAACCUGUGAGCCAAGCCCGGGUAAUCCGUCCGGUCAUCUGAUGACCUCCACGACCUACCUGUUUGUGAUAUUCUCGGUGCUAGAGGAAUACUUAGCGACAUAUGGAAGAACCGCAAGAGUUUCGCUCCGAAUCGUGUACUACAGCACGCUGUUCUUCAUAUCGAUCUCUCGGAUGUAUUUCGGAUGUCACUUCUUACAUCAGUGCAUCUUCGGAAUUCUGCUGGGAAUCGUGAUGAGCAAAGUGUGCCUCUCGCAUCGUCUGGAAAAGUACAUUGCAAAGCAAUCGGGCAAGCGAAGUGGAUUCGUCGUGUUCAUAUGCUUGGUUAUGCUGGCGUUGUACUGGAUUCAGAAGCUGCUGGGCAUCGAUCCACAGUGGGCAGUGAAGAUGGCCUUCAAAUGGUGUGAAGACCCGUUCUACCUGAAGCCCACAACCACGCUAGUGUUUAGCGCUAUUCGCCUUACAGGGUCCCUGCUGGCAUUGGCCGUAGUAGGACCUAUUCAAAGAGCUAAACCACUCAACGUGAAGCUCAGCAUUCCGAUGGUGAUGGCAAUGAUGGCGUUCGAAUGGAUCGCGCUGGACUUCACGCCACGUAACUACGGUGUGGUUGUUUACUUUUUAUCCAGCUUCCUGCUCUACUUCCUAUUCACGUAUGCCUAUCUGCGCUGGGUACCUGCUUUAGCGGGACUAGACAACCGCCUGUCUCGCAGUGAUAGAACCUCCAAGUCUAAAUCUAACUAAGCAACUAGCACAAACAACCAGCAAACUAAUUCAACUUUUACUAGAGAGUCUCGUUUUUUCGAAAAGAGUCUUGGAUCGCCUGGAACGCUCAAUAGCUAGAAGAAACGCUUUUCUACAAUGCUGUACAAGUUUUAGGUUUUCAUGCAUCACAUAUCGACUAGGGGACUAACGCUGGCGAGCAAACACUGGCACGCACAAACCAGCAAAACAACUAAUAAUUCUACCAAAUGCCUCGCACACAACUCUCACCGCGCCAUACAACGACUGCUGAAAGCGUUCACUAACUAUACUCUCUAAUCUUCUCAAGAUGCAUUAGAUGAUUGUUUUUUUCAUGGCAUUUUCCAUAAAAAUAUUCAAGUAAUUGCUUGUUAAAAUUGUA